AUGGCAGAGUUACAGCUUUCGUUCGUUCAAUUUGAUCAGGCCAAUUCCACACAACGAGAAAAAGAACUCGUUACGUCUUUCGUGCGCUCGCACACGGCAAGAUUCAACCACGCAAAGCGAAAGACUGGCGUGGCCUCUACUGUCGUCGGGGAUUUACCGGCAUCGAGUAAACCAUUAAUCACUCGUUUCCGUCUGGAUCCCCAUGGUGCGAGCCAUGAUUCCCAACAAUCGAAGCUCAAGAUUACAUCGCGGCGUCGGCAGAAUGAGACCCGGGAUGAGACAGAGGAAGCCGAGGCGCAAACGAGACGACAGAUCUUCGCCUUGCUCUACCGAGAAUGGAGAGGUUCCAUCAAAUCGCCCUUUUCCGGAGGCGUUCCCAAACAUAUCGCAAUAUAUCAACAGAUGAUAGUACCUACGAUACAACUGGCAUUCGAAGUGUUUCACGUCCGAGACACUCAUAACCACGAGUUUAUUCAGUGGAUGACGAGGCCCACCACGUCCGGAUACCAUGCCGGGGCAGCUGGACUCCAGCUCCUGUACGACAUGCAAGUAUCACCCGGUCGCGGACAAACCCAGCAGUGUCUGUUCCAUAAAGUGAAAGCGUUCGAGUUUCUGAGGGAGACUUUGUCGCAGUCGCCUAGUAAAGUGCCGGAUGACGAGCUUCUGGCCAUUCUGUCCCUGGCGACCGUCGAGCGAACCGUUGAUAUGAAGGCGCACCAGUAUCACCUGGAAAUUCUUUCACGUAUCAUCACGGCUCAGGGAGGCAUUGAGACGGUAUCUGAUCACCCCAAGUGCACAAUUCUACAGUUCGAUUCAUGGUGGAGUCUGUCUACCGGUCUCAGGUUCUUCUCUCGCCCUCAAUUGCUCCUCGAACGAGAGGGUGCCAGCAUAAGCGCUGUGCCGUCAAGAUCCUCAGCCUAUCAACUCGGCGAAGUUCCAAGGGGGUUUCACAAGUUCAUCCUAGAUGGGACAUGGUUACCCAGCACGGUCGAGAUCAUUAUCCGUCUCUCAUACGUAUACUCGAGGUCAAAACUUGAGCGAGACGCUUCGGAGCACAUCAUCGGCCUCCCUUAUGCGACGCAGCCGGUACGCAGAACGUUCCAGGAAGCGUGUCCGGCACUUGACGCGACGGGACAAAGUCAGGAGAAGCUACUGGCGUUGGCUAUCGUCGUGUACUGCGGCCUUGGGUUUGAUUCUGCUCCAAUCGCGAGCAACGGUGGGUUGGCGUCGAGGGCGGAGCUCACGAAGAUGCUGAAGCAAUACACGUGGGAAUGCGACACGCCGGAACAGGAGGAUUUCAUGUUCUGGAUAUGGGCAGUUACGAUCUGUGCUUGGAGGUCGGCGUCCGGAAACAGCCUCAUGUCUCCCGGCCUCGAGCUGUUCUGGAAGCUACGGCAGAAAUACCGGCAGGUGAAGGAAUGGAAUGAUGGAGAAGCGAUCUUGGUCAAAUUCUUCUGGAACAAGAAGCUCAGUGAGCUGUUCGCCGCUGAGUUUGAGAAGGACCAGCCCCUCGAGACACAAUUUUCUUGGCUCUCGAUCCCAAUUACACCGGCCUCCCAAUCUCCCCCCUACGAUGCUAUCUUCAACUUCGUGUUCGCCUAUUUGUUCUCCUCGUCGCGCUUUCUUGAGAAGGUCUACGGCGUCGACCACGAAACCGCCCACACCAAUGCGAUGAAGCAUUUGUUCAUGUUCGUCAAGAGUGCCUUGUUCGCGACUGUGGCCAAAGUCCUCAACGAAACAGUCAACAGCACGUGCUUAGUCUAUUCAGUGGCGAGGGCCGUGUGUGCCGUCAUCCACUUGUUCGAGGACACUGUUAAGCAGUCUUAA
This is a messenger RNA of Exophiala spinifera, 1827 nucleotides long. RefSeq lists its product as uncharacterized. The record is from RefSeq and is a predicted model, not a curated record. NCBI's taxonomy places the organism in Eukaryota, Fungi, Ascomycota, Eurotiomycetes, Chaetothyriales, Herpotrichiellaceae. The coding region runs from base 1 to 1827 and encodes 608 amino acids. The transcript is spliced from 6 exons.